AUGCAUGCAGUUGUUAGAAGCCUCGCUCGAGCAAUAUCAAGUCCGUUGAAUUUACAGCCUUGCUCAUCAACCGGUGCCAAAUUUAAUGGAGUUAUUCCUACGGAAUCUAUAGAGAAACGUUACACGCUCAGCAGUGGUCCUGGCGGUCAAAAUGUUCAGAAGAAUGCUACCAAGGUCGAGAUCAGGUUCAACCUCAAAGAGGCCAAUUGGUUAUCAGAAGAGUUGAAGGAUGGUCUUGCAAGACGUCUAGCAAACCGAAUAAAUUCUAAAGGAGAACUGAUCAUUGAAAGUGAACGAACCCGUGAAAGGCAUUUAAAUCUGGCUGACUGCUUUGACAAAUUACGUUCGACUAUUUAUGAUGUUGAAAGGAGUAUGAAUUCACGCCUGGAAACCGAGGAGGACGCAGAAAUCAUUCGAAAGAAAGCGGCUCUGGCAGCACAGCACCGUUUAGCAGAGAAAAGGAAAGCCGCAGAGAAAAGACGCAUGAGAUCAGUCCAAGUUUGA
Molecule: messenger RNA, 504 nt
Organism: Ostertagia ostertagi
Lineage: Eukaryota; Metazoa; Nematoda; Chromadorea; Rhabditida; Trichostrongylidae
Source: the annotation of a GenBank genome assembly